Molecule: messenger RNA, 2283 nt
Organism: Oryza sativa Japonica Group (Japanese rice)
Lineage: Eukaryota; Viridiplantae; Streptophyta; Magnoliopsida; Poales; Poaceae
Source: RefSeq, a predicted model, not a curated record
UUCCUUCGCCGCAAGCCCGCAACCCCCCACAAAACCCUACCAACCUCCCGCCGCCGCCGCCGCCCAUGGCCGCCGCGUCCGCCGGAGCGGCCGGCCGCCGCAGGGCGUGGCGUGUGAUCCCGCGCCCCGUCCUCGAGACGGUCCUCCACAACCACGCGCUCCGCCCGCGCGUCCCGCAGCCGCUCAUCCUCCACGGGCCCCGCGGCGUCGGCAAGUCCACCCUCCUCCUCCGCCGCCUCCUCCCGCAGUGGUCUGAGCCCCCGCACGCCGCCGCCUUCGUCGACUUCCUCCGCCCCGGCCCCGACGCGCCGUGGUCGCUCCUCCUCCCCGCCGCCGAGGGCGCGGCGCCGUCGCUCCCCGACCUCCGCCUCCGCCUCGAGUCCGCGCUCGAGGGCCUCGCGCGCGACGCCGUGCUCCGCGGCGCCGUCGGGUCCAAGGACGUGCUCGCCGCGCUCUCCCGCUCCCACGGCCUCCACACCGCGCUGACACGCCUCGCGGGACCAGCCGCCCGCCGCGGCGGUCGUGGCGGCGGCGGUUACCCAGUCCCGACGCUGUGGGCGAGGGCCGUCCUCGCCGCGUCCUCCUCGGCGCGUGGCGACGACUCUACCUUCUGCAUUGGUGAGGGGGAGGCGACCAACUGCUCCAUGGAGGAGAAGGCGUACAUGCAGGAGGCAAUGGCGGCGCUGCGUGUGGCCAAGGAGGUGCUCCGGAUGCAAGAGGGGUGGAGGAAGGAGGCGGUGCGGGAGAUGAAUAGGACUGGCCGGUUCUCGAGGCCACUGGCCAAUUCCGCAACCGACUGGCCAUGCCUGUUGCUGGAUGUGCUCUCGGGUGCGGCUGAGGUGGAUUUCUUUCAGCCAAAGCUGGUGCUGAACAAUGUGGAUGUGCUGAGGAAGGCGACUUGCAAGGAUGAUACGAUGGUGCCUGCGGCAAUGUAUCAUGAUAGCUUGAUUUGGAGGGUGAUCGCACUCGGUGCCAACGAACAGUGCUUGCCGGUCAUUAUGUCUACCUCAGAUGGCUACUAUUCUUCACAAGCAUUUGUUGAUUUUGGUUUUCCUAAUAUAUUCAUUUCUCGUGAGACAUUUGGUUGGACACCACAGGAAGCUAAGUUGCAUAUGGUCCCUGAAUUCUUCAGUGAGAAGGAGUGGAAAGUUGUGGAUGAGGUUCUUGGGACAAACCCACGGCAAUUAUCUGAGAUUUACAUGUUGAAGCAGAAUGCAGAUAGCACAGGGGUUUUGCAUGAUCAAAAUAUCGAGGAAAUUAUCGACAUAUACCUGGCACACUUGCAAGUUUCUGUUGUGAAUCCUGCAAUGGAGGCAGCAUUAGGAAUGGUACAGAAGUUCGCAUCUGAUGUCCGUGAGGGAAAAGUACCAGAAAAUAGAUUGUCUUUCGGUGCACCAUGGAGACAUCCGCCUCAGGGGGGUAACCCUGAUGCAUCCUAUAAGUGGGCAAAGAUUCAACUAAUGGAUUUCGUGCAAUCUUUUGUAAACACUGAGUUCGGGGUGAAUUAUCUAGCAGAUGACAGCCUGGAAAUAUUUGAUGAUCCUGCUGCACUCGCCAUGUCAGAGGUUGGUUUACUUUAUCAACAAAGAGAUCCAUCCUUCAUGCGGCCAAUCACUCGAGGAAUUCAGCGUUGCCUUGCUCGAUGGCUUGUUCAGCAGAGGUUACAAUUGAGCUUUCAAGAAUCAAUAGCAUUCUUAUGGCAACGUGCGAUACGUGGGCGAAGCUAUCGACACUUGAUGAAAGAAGUCGGCUACAAGUAGAGAUUUCAAUGGAGCAGGACAGGAGCCCUUUAUCAAUUUUGGCAUUGCAUAUGCAACUGACAUGAUUUUGACGGACUGACUUUUGCAUCUAUUUCAGGUAUCUUGUGUUGAAUGUGCAAUUUUUCACCGAAUGUGGAAGCAGGAGAUCCAACUGGUCGGCAUCCCUAGGGUCUGGAUCCACAUGUCCCUAGAGAUGUACAUCUAAUGUUCAUUCUGUAUCGAAGGUCUUCUGUUGAAAUUUUUUAUGCUUUUGUUGCAUGAUCAUCAAGGUAGAGAAAAAUUGAGGCAGUUUUUUAUAUCUUUACCCAAUACCCAAAUGGCUUUUACGGAGGUAGAAAUUCCAUUGUAUUUCUUGGUGCUCACAAAAAUAAUGGUGUAAAAAAAUCCGAUGCUUCUAAUUUAGCCCGACGUGGUGAAACGUCCCAUAUGGGGAGACAUUAAUCAGGCACAAAAUUUGCCCUGUGAAUGCUUGUAUAAUUUCUGCCCGUAAUUAUCCGUCAAUUCGACCGAUCAGUUCACGUUA